AUGACGAAAGCUUCUCUAUCCUCCGCGGCUUCGCUUGUUCGCGUGGCACGGGCUUCGGAUCGCGUGUACCGUGACGAGUGCAUUUUCUCCUUCGACUCCGCUCUCUCCCCCUCGGGUCUCUACACGAACCUGCGCUCCUUCCUCUCGUACGGAGCCUCGUAUCUUGUGUUCGAUCGCAGCGAAACUCCGGCCGUCUACCUGCACCAGCAGCACACACGCAAGCCUAAGGCUUCAUCCUCUUCAAGUACCGAAGAAAUCCCCACAAAGCUCGCUAUUGGUGGCGCUGGGGGCUUCGCAGCGUCCGUAAAAGACAAAUUCGAGCUUGAAAAGACUUUCUAUAUCGUUUCACUGGGCCCAGACCAGCAUGAACUCGCCCGGGAAGCUCUAGACUCCCCCAGUCUCCCGUCUAAGCUCAAAGAAGCAGCCGAGGCUGUGCUCAGUCACGCGGGGAACACGGUAACCGAAGAAGUAGCGUCCUGGCAGGAGGAACUCGAGCCUACCAAGUACGCCGAACACCUCAUUCAAGUCCCGAACCCACCGCACAUUGCGUCGAACCCUUCGGCGUGGAAAUGUCAAGCAGCAGACUGUGAUAAGCAGGAGAACUUGUGGCUCAACUUGUCAGAUGGCUACAUUGGUUGUGGUCGUCAGAACUGGGACGGAUCUGGAGGUUGUGGGGCAGCAUUGACCCAUUUCAGUGAGACUGGAGGAAUUUACCCAUUAUCCGUGAAAUUGGGCACAAUUACAGCUGAAGGGGGAGACGUGUACAGCUACGCACCGGACGAAGAUGAUAUGGUUAAGAACUCCUUGUUACCGAACCAUUUGGAGCACUUUGGCAUCAAUGUUAACAACUUGAAGAAGACGGACAAGUCGAUGAAUGAGCUGCAAGUGGGACUGAAUUUGUCGUACGAGUUUGACGCAGUUACCGAAGCUGGUAUGAAGCUGGUACCGGUUUCAGGUGCGGGAUAUAUGGGGUUCAAGAAUCUGGGCAAUAGCUGCUACAUGAACUCGGUGCUGCAGCUGCUUCUGGCACUCCCUGAGGUGCAGGAGCGGUAUUUUAAGGUGUCGAAGAAGAUUUUCUCGACUGCAGACACGCUGCCAGUGGACGAUUUCGCUGCUCAGUUCGCUAAACUCACGUGUGCGACGUUGACGGAUCGCUACAAGAAGCAGUUUGUGACGCCGAAGAACAGCAACAAGGAGAUCGAAGAGGAUGAGAUCCAUAAUGUCGAUCUCAGACCAAUCACGUUCCGUGGUCUUGUGGGGAAAGGCCAUCCCGAUUUCUCUACGGGACAGCAGCAAGAUGCAGUGGAGUAUCUCCAGCAUUUGCUGGAUUUUAUGACUCGAGCUGAGCGUGUCGGUGCGAGUCGCUUGGGGCCGCUUCUUCCUGGAGAUAGCGCGACGAGUGCGGAGCUGCCAACUGCAAGCUUGUUCAAGUUUAAACUGGAAGACCGGGUGCAGUGCAUGGCGUCGAAUAAGGUGAAGUAUGUGCCACGUGAUGACAUGCUUCUUCAAUUGCAAAUUCCCCUCGAGGCAGCAACCAAUGCCACCCAAGUGAACGCUUACCAGGUGCUUGAACAGAAGCGCCAGCGUCUUGGAGACGAGAAGAGAGAAAAGAGUGAGAAGGAAGGAGAAGAACGCGUCGUGCCUAAUGUCCCGUUUGAAGCGUGUGUUGAAAAGACGCUGGCACCGGAAGUUAUUGAAGACUUCUUGUCCCCUGCUACUGGCAAGAAGGGUCAAGCACAGAAGACGGUUCGCUUCCGCUCCUUUCCGCGCUACUUGCUCGUGCAAAUGAGACGCUUUUACGUAGCUGAAGACUGGACGCCUAAGAAGCUGGAAGUUGAAGUGAAGGUGCCAGAACAUUUUUCUCUCAGUCGGUUCAUCUCAAAGGGUCUCGUCGACGGCGAAGAGGAACUACCCGAGGCGUCUACUGCAAGUGGAACGACUGAGAGCAGUGCUAGUGCUUCAGUAGAUGCCGACGAAGUCCUCGUGGCCCAGUUGGUGUCCAUGGGGUUCUCGGAGAAUGGAUGUAAACGUGCUGCUAUCGCCACUGGCAACUCCAACGCUGAAGCUGCGAUGGAGUGGAUCUUUAGCCACAUGGAAGACCCGGAUUUUAACGACCCUCCUGCCUCGGCAGAUGCCGCUGUGAAGGAUGAAGAUGACGCCGUUAACAUGGAGCACGUGUCUAAUCUAAUGGCGAUGGGCUUCGGUGAGCCGCACGCCAAGUGUGCUCUCAAGCAGACCGACAACAACCCGGACCGCGCCGCUCAGUGGCUGUUCAGUCACAUGGACGAUCUGGACGGUGCUGUGGCUCAAUGUGAGAGCGAAUCAGCGGUGUCAAGUGGUGAUUCGGGAUCUUCUGUGAUGCGUUUGGAUAGCGAGAGUACUGGAGACUAUUCUCUUGUGGGCUUUGUUAGCCACGUGGGCAAGAACACCAACUCGGGACAUUACGUGUGUCACAUGAAGAAGGAUGGUCGCUGGAUUAUCUUUAAUGAUGACAAGGUGGCUGUGUCGGAGGAACCUCCUCUUGGCGCUGGAUAUUUGUACCUGUUCCGACGCGCAGAUGCUUAG
Molecule: messenger RNA, 2565 nt
Organism: Phytophthora infestans T30-4
Lineage: Eukaryota; Oomycota; Peronosporomycetes; Peronosporales; Peronosporaceae
Product: ubiquitin carboxyl-terminal hydrolase, putative
Exons: 1
Coding region: 1-2565 (854 amino acids)
Biological process (GO): protein deubiquitination
Molecular function (GO): zinc ion binding; cysteine-type deubiquitinase activity; protein binding
Source: RefSeq, a predicted model, not a curated record